This is a messenger RNA of Lepus europaeus (European hare), 1911 nucleotides long. It is a transcript of the gene ZNF713, whose product is annotated as zinc finger protein 713. The transcript is spliced from 6 exons. Gene Ontology annotation, molecular function: DNA-binding transcription repressor activity, RNA polymerase II-specific. NCBI's taxonomy places the organism in Eukaryota, Metazoa, Chordata, Mammalia, Lagomorpha, Leporidae. Bases 437 to 1783 code for a protein of 448 amino acids. Gene Ontology annotation, biological process: negative regulation of transcription by RNA polymerase II. The record is from RefSeq and is a predicted model, not a curated record.
GGGCGGCGGCGUCAGGGGGCGGAGCCGCCCGGAGCGCCCUUCGUGGAGCCGGUACUCUUCCUGAAACUGCAUCUCACAAGAUCCCCGCCAAGAGACAGAUUUUUGUACCACAGAGAAGUUUCUCCAUGAGGAUUGAUGCCUUAGGGGGAAAAAGUAAUAAGUACCUUCAAGAGCUCCUGCUUCUCAACUCUGCUCCCACAAGGCAAGAUUCUGAGAGGGGCUGUCCCUGGGAAGCGGACUCCAUUCUUGUGGCUCUCCCAUUGGCUCCUAAGACUUUCAUCAGAGAUGGGGCCCCUUUAACUGCUGGGCGCAUCCACUGUCGCUCAGGCACUGAAGCUGCUGGCACGAGUGUGUGUCCUGACCAGCGAAGCCGAGCUUUGGUGACAUGACAGCGCAAGAACUACAAGCACCUGUGGUCAUCCUGCUGGAGGACUGAAUGCAGAUACUCAAAAAGGAAGGUAUGCCUUCUCAGAACGCUGGGCUUUCCCAAGAGGUGACCAUGGAAGAGAAAGAAAUGCAUAAUGGAUUGCAGCUGGCCAGAUCCCAGGAAACACUGACCUUCCAGGACGUGGCUGUGGACUUCACCAGGGAGGAGUGGGACCAGCUGCACCCGGCUCAGAAGAACCUCUACCGAGACGUGAUGUUGGAAAACUACCAGAACCUGGUCGCGCUGGGACAUCAACUUUAUAAGCCCGAGGUGAUCGCCCAGCUGGAGCACGAGGAGCGGCAGACAACAGAAGACAGCCCACUGAACACGCUUUCAGAUGAUAAGAACAGACCUGAAAUCCAAAAGCCCGCUCUAAACCAGAAUAUUUCUGAUGAAAAUCCAACCCAUGACAUGAUAAUGGAGAGACUAACAGGAGGCAGUUUCUGGUUUUCCAUCUUAGGAGGAUUCUGUGAUUUUGAUUACCUGUUGGAGUUUAAUCAGCAAAACCAGCAGAGACAUUUGGGGCAAGUAUCUUUCGCCUGCAAAAAUAUCCCUCAGGAGAGAAGCCUUGAAUAUAAUAAACUUUCAGGAAGCUGUCGUCUGAACUCAGAUCUUAUUAUGCAUCAAAGAAUUCCUUCAAUUAAAAUACCCACCAAUUCUGACACACAAGGAAAUGGCAUCAGACAUAACACAGACUUGAUUUACUACCAGGGAAACCACAUAAGAGAGAACCCUUAUGAAUAUAAUGAGUGUGGAAAAAUCUUCAGUCAACACAUUCUUCUUACUAAUCGUCCUUAUACAGGAGAGAAGCCCAGUGAUCGUGGAAAGGCCCUCAGCCACACUUCCUCUCCUACCCAGCCUCAGGUAGUCCUCACAGGAGAGAAACCCUACAAGUGUGAUGAAUGUGGGAAAAGAUUCAGCCAGAGAAUACAUCUUACUCAACAUCAGAGAAUUCACACCGGGGAAAAGCCUUUCACGUGCAGUGAAUGUGGGAAAGCCUUCCGCCAGCAUUCAUCCUUUACCCAACACUCGAGAAUUCACACUGGAGAGAAGCCCUACAAAUGUGACCAGUGUGGUAAAGCCUUUAGCCGGAUCACAUCUCUCACCGAGCACCACAGACUCCAUACUGGAGAGAAGCCCUAUGAAUGUGCUUUUUGUAGGAAAGCCUUCAGCCAGAGGACACAUCUGAAUCAGCAUGAGAGGACUCACACAGGAGAGAAACCCUAUAAAUGUAACGAAUGUGGAAAAGCCUUUAGCCAGAGUGCACACCUUAAUCAACACAGGAAAAUCCAUACUCGGGAAAAAUGGGAAUAUAAAUGUGAGAAAACAUUAAACAGUCCUUCACUUAGCACAUAACACAUGGUGGAGAAAUCACACAAAUACGUAAUGUAGGAAAUUUUUUAUCAGAUCUCUUUAUCCCAUUUAGUAUCAAAUUAUUCAUGUCAAGAAAAUUUAAAAAUAAAAUUUUAAUACAUAUAUACCAA